AUGAAAAUAUCACUCCUGCUACAGUUUUCGUUCAUCACCACUCUGGUGGUAUUUCUGAUUAGUUCUAAUAUUUCUGGAGGAUAUGGCCAAUGUUUGGGGGAUCAAAAAGCCUUGUUGCUUAGAUUCAAGAAUAGCCUUACGUUCGAUUCCUCUUUAUCAACCAAACUAGUAAGGUGGGAUCAAAACACUGACUGUUGCCAGUGGCCAGGUGUAAGUUGUGAUCAGGAAGGUCAUGUGCUUGUUCUCGAACUGGACAACGAAACAAUUUCUGGUGGUGUUGAGAAUUCAAGCAGUCUCUUCGAUCUGAAAUAUCUCGAGAAGCUGAAUUUAGCUUAUAAUGAUCUAAACUCUGUUCAAAUACCAACAGAUAUUUAUAAGCUCGCAAACUUGACGUACCUCAAUUUAUCAGAUGCUGGUUUUGUUGGGCAGAUUCCAAUGGAAUUGUCAAGAUUGACAAAGUUAGUGUCCCUUGACCUUUCUUACAACAACUUGAGAAUUGAUAUACAUGGCAGUAAUUCAACCUCAUCUCCCUUUCCCCAGUUGGAAGUACUGAAGUUGGUUUCAUGCGAGUUGCAGAAUUUUCCAGACCUAAAAAACCAGUCUCAUAUGUCUGAAUUAGACCUUUCGGACAAUAAUAUUAAAGGGAAAAUACCAAGCUGGAUUUGGAGUGUUGGAAAUGGAGGUUUACAAUAUCUGAACCUUUCAUGCAAUCUCCUGGAUUCUCUAGAAAAACCUUAUAAUAUAUCUACCACUCUGAGGGUUAUUGACUUGCAUUCCAAUAAUAAACUUAGGGGACAAAUACCAACUUCGAUUACUUGA
This is a messenger RNA of Nicotiana tabacum (common tobacco), 819 nucleotides long. The record is from RefSeq and is a predicted model, not a curated record. NCBI's taxonomy places the organism in Eukaryota, Viridiplantae, Streptophyta, Magnoliopsida, Solanales, Solanaceae.